CAUGAAGCCGACAGAACACCCUUUAGACCUGUUUUUGCUUCCUGUCUAAGCACUAAUAAUAAACGAUAAGAUUAUAUUAUGAACAUAUCGACACAAACAGGUGCAAGUUGUAAAUCACUUAAGGAUGUGAUGAUAAGACAGGAUUUGCCUGAUUCUAAAGCUUUAGGGGAUUCUGAUUCUUUUUCCAUGACUUAAACUCCUCCAUUCAUAUUCAACUGAUUUUUUCAGGCUGAACUAGUGUUUCAACAGUAAACAAAUACAAUCCCACUCUACCCUUUUCAACAAACUUGUUUUCAAAGCUGAAGAGUUGCAGAAACCAAGAACAUGGGGAUUCUUGGAGACCCACUUGUUGUUUUUCUGAUAUUUUGAGGUUUUGUGCAAGUGUGUUGGCAGAAAAUUAGUUUUUAGCUUCUGGGUAUGCUUUAAGGUGUCAAAGUUUGGAUCUUUUAUACUGGGGUGUUGUGAUUGAGGAGCUGAAAGCAUGAUGAGUUUGUAGUGUUCUUUUGCAGAGAUCUGGUUAAAUGGAACCUCCUACGGGAUUUUGUGCUUCCUUGUCGAGCUUCAUUCGAUUUCUUCCUUUCUUCAUUGGGCUUCUGCUUCUUGGCAACAUCAAAGGUGUCAUUUUCUUCCCAUUGACAUGCUUAAUAAUAACAAUUGGCAACUCUGCUAUCAUACUUGGACUUUGGCCUGCACAUGUUGUUUGGACAUAUUACUGCGUUGUGAGAGCUAAGCACAUAGGGCCUUUUCUGAAGCUUAUUAUCUGCACAUGUGUACUACCAGUGCUGUUGAUUUCAUGGCCGCUGGUUGGUAUUCUUGGAAGCAUUGUAGGUGGAGCCGCCUUGGGAUAUCUUUCACCAAUAUUUGCAACUUUUGAAGCUGUAGAGGAAGGAAAAGAUGAUAAGCUCUUCCACUGUUUCAUUGAUGGUACGUGGAGCACUUUAGAAAGGAGCUGCAUGGUUGUUAGGGAUGUAAGAGAUGUUUGUUUCUAUUCCUACUUUUCAGUUAUGGAUGACCUACGAGAAAAGGGACCUCCAAAUAGAAAAUACUAUGAGAUCAGGCUGCAUUAUCUUCCUGGUGCUUUAAUGGCUACAGUUAUCGGAAUCAUAGUUGAUGUGCCGGUUAUUUCAUUUAUUGCCCUAUGCAAAGGCCCUUACAUGCUUUUCAAAGGGUGGCACCGGUUGUUUCAUGACCUCAUUGGCCGUGAAGGCCCUUUCUUGGAGACAAUAUGUGUACCUUUUGCAGGUCUUGCCAUCCUUCUGUGGCCACUGGCUGUUACUGGGGCAGUUUUGGCAUCCAUGUUAGCAAGUUUCUUUCUUGGUGCUUAUGCAGGGGUUGUUGCAUAUCAGGAAUCUUCUUUCAAGUCGGGCCUUUGGUAUGUCGUUGCAUCUUUGUCUCUUUAUGAUGAAUACUGCAAUGAUAUUCUUGACAUGCCAGAAGGAACUUGCUUCCCUAGGCCUCAAUAUCGGAAAAAGGUUGAUUCAUCACAGAGAACUUCUCGUUUAAAUUCCAUCUCAGGAGGCUCCUCCCGAAAAGCUCCGUCUCGCACAUCUUCAGUGAGAAAUAAUAUUGCCGAGUUGAAAUCACUUGAGCUGCUGGAUUGCUUAUUCAGUGAGUGUUUCCGUGUAGGAGGAAAAAUGAUUUCUGAAGGUCUAAUUACAGGCAAAGAUAUAGAAGAAGCCGGAUCCAGUAAAGGGAGUAGUGUUAUUAGUAUUGGCUUGCUAGCAUAUUGCCUGCUCCAGGGACUCUUGCGCUCUGCGAAAGCCAGUUCAAUGGGUAUAUUGAUCAGUGAUGAUACUGAACUAACAACCUCAAACAGACCAAGUGAGAUAUUCUUUGAAUGGUUCCUUAAUCCGCUUUUGAUCAUUAAGGAACAAAUCAAAGCUGAAAAUCUUUCUGCCUCGGAAGAGGACUACCUCUGCAAAUUAGUUCUCUUAGGUGGUGAUUCCGAGAGAUUGAAAAGCUCAACAAUAGGCCCGGCUCCUGAGUCCGAGGUCAAGCGUGCUGAACUUGAUGCAUUGGCUAGAAGACUGCGAGGGAUCACAAAAUCGAUGACAAGGUUCCCAACCUUCAAGCGUCGCUUUGAUGAUCUCGUAAGAACAUUAUCUGAUGAUCAUGCUGAGAAGCAUGGAGCGCCUGCAAUGACCAGAUCAAAGAGUGCCUUUGGUAGAUUGAUUAGUUUAAAGUCUUUCAGAGGGACAAGAACAAAUGGGUCUGUUCAAGGGUCUCAACAUGUUGCAAGAGACGAAGAAAGUUCUUGAUAAGAAUUCCUUGUUUUAUAUUGUUAACCCAAAGAAGCAAAUUAUCAUGUCACCAGUGCUUUGUUCAAUCCAAAUUUACAUGUACACUAGUUUUUUGUUUUGUAGUUACAUGUACACUAAUUCAUGAUACUGUAAUGUACAAUCAAAGUGUAUAUUUGUGCAAAAUGUGGCCCCAAGUUUAGGCUGUUGUAGACUA
Messenger RNA from Lotus japonicus, 2454 nucleotides. RefSeq lists its product as uncharacterized. The coding region runs from base 522 to 2258 and encodes 578 amino acids. The record is from RefSeq and is a predicted model, not a curated record. The transcript is spliced from 10 exons. Lineage: Eukaryota; Viridiplantae; Streptophyta; Magnoliopsida; Fabales; Fabaceae.